Molecule: messenger RNA, 1279 nt
Organism: Protobothrops mucrosquamatus (brown spotted pit viper)
Lineage: Eukaryota; Metazoa; Chordata; Lepidosauria; Squamata; Viperidae
Gene: PHF20L1
Product: PHD finger protein 20 like 1
Exons: 9
Coding region: 17-1201 (394 amino acids)
Biological process (GO): regulation of transcription by RNA polymerase II
Cellular component (GO): nucleus; NSL complex
Source: RefSeq, a predicted model, not a curated record
AUUGGAGAUUAUCAAGAUGAGCAGAAAGCCUCCACAUCGUCCCGGGAUCACAUUUGAAAUUGGUGCUCGCUUGGAAGCCCUGGAUUAUCUACAGAAAUGGUACCCUUCGCGCAUUGAGAAGAUAGACUAUGAGGAAGGGAAGAUGCUUGUCCAUUUUGAGCGCUGGAGUCACCGUUACGAUGAAUGGAUUUACUGGGAUAGCAACCGGUUGCGCCCGCUCGAGCGGCCUUCGAUGAGGAAGGAGGCCCUAAAAGACGAUGAAUUUAUCGAUUUUAAACCAGGAGAAGAGGUUCUGGCUCGUUGGACAGAUUGCCGAUAUUAUCCCGCAAAAAUUGAAGCAAUUAACAAAGAAGGAACCUUCACUGUACAAUUCUAUGACGGAGUGAUUCGGUGUCUCAAAAGAAUACAUAUCAAAUCCAUGCCGGAGGAUGCCAAAGGGCAGGCGCGCGAGAGGCAGCAGAUAGCACCGGAGCUGAGAUUAGUGACGGAUAACGAGCCACGUGAAGAUUGGAUAGCUUUGGUCAAAGCCGCAGCAGUGGCAGCCGCGAAAAACAAAGCAGGAGUUAAGCCACGGACGAGCGCGAACAGUAACAAAGACAAAGAGGAGAGAAAGUGGUUCAAAAUACCUUCAAAGAAGGAAGAGACAUCAACUUCAGCCAUGGUCCAGAAAGUCCAGAAGAAAGAAGAACAGCCCACAUCCAGUGAGACAUUUGGAUUUCCUCUGGUGGAUGUCCCAAAGAUUGCCUUUGUACAGGCGGAGAAUGCAUUAGCGCACAAGAGGAAAAACAAUCUCGGCAACUCAUUUCAAGCAAAGAGGGCCCGUCUUAACAAGAUCACUGGAUUGUUGGCAUCCAAAGCUGUCAGUGCUGACGGUGCUGAAAAGAAACAAGACCGCAAAGAAGCAGCUCCAGUCUUGGAGCAGGAGAUAUCACCUAAGCCUCAAAGUCAGAAAAAAUAUGAAGCUGAUAUUAGCAGUUCUGCCAACAUUCAGAAAUCGGCACUGCUGCUCUCCAGCCUGGCUUCAGGAAAGUCGCGCAGCAAGAAAUGCAAACAAGAAUCUGGAGAUUCUGCAGGGUGUCUAAAGCCCCUUAAAACGCCAAUUUCCCCAGAAUUAAUACAAGUGGAGGAUUUGACCCUGAUCUCCCAGCUUCCUUCUUCUGGGAUAAAUAAAACUAGUGAGCACAGACAUUUUAAAACAUAACCUUAAUUGAGAAGUCAUCAUUGGUGGGUGGGUGGUUGUUUUGUUUGAAUAUGGCUUGUUGAUCAUGAGUAGAUUUUU